Molecule: messenger RNA, 1314 nt
Organism: Metarhizium acridum CQMa 102
Lineage: Eukaryota; Fungi; Ascomycota; Sordariomycetes; Hypocreales; Clavicipitaceae
Source: RefSeq, a predicted model, not a curated record
AUGGAUGCAUCUUUUUUGGCAGAGGCUGCUAACAUUGUUUUUGGAGAACGAUCAGCAUCGUGGGUCCACGACUUCCCAGCCACUCCUGAGCAGGACGAACGACGACGAUCAUAUUUCAUUUCCGCAAUCUCUCACGAAAAGGUCAAGGCACUGGCCUUGCGUCACAGCACACAAACAUCCUGUCGCAUUCUAAGCUGCAACAGCGGGAGUUUUAAUGCCAAUUUCAUCAUCGAAUUUGGCGAUGAAACAAAAUGCGUCGUCCGAAUUCCGAUCCUGCCAUUCGUUUACGAUCCAUGGAAGAAAAUACUCGGCCACGUCGCUAUUUCAGAGUAUCUAAAGGACACAACACGAGUCCCGGUAGCUCGUGUUCGCGCAUAUGGCUCUAAUGAACAAUUAUCGGACAAUGGCGACAUGGAAUUCUUUUUCCUCAUUGUAGACUUUAUCCCCGGUCAAAACCAAGCUCCCAGCGCUGGGAUCCCUGGUGCUCAAAAGCAAGGGCGGCUCCCGGAAGUUGGUGAUUUGCGAUCGAUACCGCUAAAUGAGCUCCGACGUAGCGUCCCUCCAACUACGUCAGUACAAGAGUACAUGAAAAGCCAACUCAAGAUCAUCUCUGACUCGCUGGCGCUUCCAGCUGCCGACCAGACUAUCGACGACAUUAAACUUGAGGCCUUCGCGAUCCAUUUCAUGGGGAAAUAUUUUACUGACGUAGAGCCCGGUUUAGAAGAAGAUGGAUAUCCUCUCCAUCACUCAGAUUUGCGACUUCCAAACAUAAUCGUGGGUGAUGACCUGCAAAUCAAUGGCAUUAUUGAUUGGGAUGAUGCAAGCACUGUUCCCGGGCUAUUAUUCUCGCCACCACCGUGGAUCCCUGGUGUGGACGAGAACAGUAUCAUGGCAUUCCAUAACACACAUGGCGAGUUUCGCAGUAUUCUCAAAGAAAAGGCUAAAACGAACUCGGCCUGCGGUCAGCUCCUAAGGCAAUGGUACAAAGAGCCAAACGAAGAGCCAAACGAAGCUUUGUACGUUGCUCACAUCAUCCGAUACCCUACUGAAUUUGCAGAAAUCGUCGCCCGCUUUUAUGAAAGACUUUGUCCAACUGGAAACUUGCGCGCUUCCGUCCAUACUUACUACGAAUCCAACGAUGCAAUCCGACAACAAGUACAACAGCAGGCGGAGCUAUGCGAGGAAUAUACGAGGUUCUUGAAGGACCGUGGGCUUUAUAUUCAAGAAGAACCUUUGAAUCUGCAAGCACUAAACGCAAAGGCCAAGGAAGCCACUAAACAGGCUGAAGAAAUAAUACAAAAGUAUAACUUGUAA